AUGUUCGUUUUUUUCUUCCCGCCGCGCGCUCGGUGUGCGUGGCGGUUUUCUGCCCGCCGUGCGCCCCGAGGCGCGCGGCGGUUUCCCACCGUCGAAGCGCCCCCCGUCGCCCGUCGAAGCGCUCCCCCCCGUCGCCCGUCGAAGCGCCCCCGUCGCCCGUCGGAGCGCCCCCCGUCGCCCGUCGAAACGCCCCCGUCGCCCGUCGAAGCGCCCCUGGGACCCGCGCGCGGCCCGUACGGGCUGCGCCAGGCCCGCGCGCGGCCCGUACAGCCCGCGCGCGGCCCGUACGGCCUGCGCCAGGCCCGCGCGCGGCCCGGGCAGCCCGCGCGCGCCUCGUCCGGCCUGCGGCAGGCCCGUGCGCGCGCCUCGUCCCCGUCCCCUGCUCCUCCUCCUCCUCCGUCUCCCACUGCUGCAGCUGCUGCUCAGGGGGGUGGGUGUGUGGGAGCCGAGGGUUUAGGGUUUAAGGGGGGUGCCAUGGGAGUGGAGCUAGGGUUUCAGCAGGGGGUGUGUGUCGAGGGGUGUGGGACUGUUGGGGGAGGUUGA
Messenger RNA from Closterium sp. Yama58-4, 543 nucleotides. NCBI's taxonomy places the organism in Eukaryota, Viridiplantae, Streptophyta, Zygnematophyceae, Desmidiales, Closteriaceae. The record is from the annotation of a GenBank genome assembly.